Messenger RNA from Melanaphis sacchari, 2812 nucleotides. RefSeq names its product carboxypeptidase D-like. Gene Ontology annotation, cellular component: cell surface. Gene Ontology annotation, biological process: proteolysis. The transcript has 10 exons. The record is from RefSeq and is a predicted model, not a curated record. Gene Ontology annotation, molecular function: zinc ion binding; metallocarboxypeptidase activity. The coding region runs from base 715 to 2502 and encodes 595 amino acids. NCBI's taxonomy places the organism in Eukaryota, Metazoa, Arthropoda, Insecta, Hemiptera, Aphididae.
UGCUGGUCGACAUCGAUACGAGGCGGAUGCGUCGAGUUAAAUAAUUUGCUCCGAAGCGACAGAUUUUUAUUGUGCGUGUCAAUCUUUUCGCCAAUAAAAUAGACUUUGUGGUUAUUUUAUUAAAAUGUAAUUUUUACGUGGGACCUGCGUAGUAUAAAAAUUCAAAGUCACGUCGCAACACUAUUCGAACUAUUACACCACAUGACACAAAUUUUACGGUGAUAUUUAUCGUGUAGUUGCCUAUUUAAUAAUUAGGUAGGUAUAAAGUGUAGUCAGGUGUACAUCACAGCGUCGAGCGGUGGUCGUGUUUUUGGAUAGCUUUUUUUUUUUGUCGUCAUCGUCGUCGUCGUAUUUAUUGUCAAUAAUUUUUAUCAUCUGCACUAAACGAGGAGAUUAUACGGCCACUUGUGUUGGUUAUGAUAUAAUACGCCAAUAAGUAUAUGCGCAGAGUUUCACAACGCGUCCAAAGCGAAUCCACGUCUCGUUAUCAAUCUGCAAUCCUCUCGUGUACGCAAUUAUACUCUCGGAGAGUAUACAUAAGCGUACAAACAUCUAUACAAUUUGUCUAAUACAUCGACUGGGUUAUUCUGUUAAAUUGCUGCUUAAAAACCUCAGAAAAUAUAUCAUUACAGAAAAAGUUUACGGCAUUGUUAUAUAUUAUUAUCAUCAGUGUUUUAUCAUCAAUACAAAACGUCUCGAUUGACACCAAUCAGUAUGAUUAUGAUUAUGAACAUAGUCCAAGCUCUACAGAAUUCUGCAAUCGUGCUGGCGAUCGUAUUCGCAGCGUCUUCAGCAUCUCAUUCUAGGAUUGGAUUCGAUAAAUACCAUAAUCAUGAAGAGAUGACUAAUUAUUUGAAGGAAAUAACUGAAGAAUUCCCUAAUAUUUCAUCGCUGUAUUCGAUUGGCAAAUCGGUUUUAAAACGUGAACUGUGGGCCGUCAAAUUAACUACUGCAACUGAAAUGCUGGGUGUACCAAAUAUCAAAAUUGUUGGAAAUAUACACGGCAAUGAGCCCGUUGGGAGAGAAAUCAUUUUACAUCUGGUUCAAUAUUUAUUGGAUAACAAUUCAAAAAACGAAGCAAUUAACAAUCUGUUGCGAACCACCGUCAUUCACUUAUUGCCGAGCAUGAAUCCGGACGGAUUCGAACUGUCCGCACCUCAACCUUGCCCUAACGAUGGAAUGCAUAUGUCAGGUUCUAGAGCGAACGCAAACACUUUUGAUUUGAAUCGAAAUUUUCCGGACAUUUUCAAUCCAAACUUAGUGCCACGGCAACCCGAAACUAAAGCAAUAAUAGGGUGGUUAAAAUCUAUACCGUUCGUCAUGUCUCUAAGUUUACAUGGCGGUGCUUUGGUGGCCAAUUUCCCUUACGACGGUUCAUCAGAUUCAGUACCAGGAAAACUGCAGAAAUUAAACGAAACUUUGAAAACCGCCAAUAUGUUUGAGCUCUACAAAAAAUUUCUAAAUGAUUCUAGUUAUAACCACAAUAACAAUAAUAUGGAAAGUUUAACACCAGACGAUGACGUAUUUCGAUUUUUAGCAAAACAAUAUGCUGGCUUGCACCCGACCAUGCAUAAUGGUCUAAGCUGUGAAGAUGACUAUUUAAAAUUCAAAGAUGGCAUAACAAAUGGAGCUGCUUGGUAUCAAGUAAUAGGAAGUAUGCAAGAUUAUAAUUACGUGUGGCACGGCUGUUUGGAAAUCACUUUGGAAAUGUCUUGUUGCAAGUAUCCACCUGCGUCAUUUUUAAAAUCUCACUGGGAAGAUCAUUUAAAGCCUCUUUUGACAUGGAUGCAACAAGCGCACAGAGGCAUUAAGGGUGUCGUCACGAACCGAAUAACUGGCAAACCCAUACCCAACGCCAUCAUUAGCCUUAAAGAUCGUGAAAACUAUAUCAACACAACCGUGAAUGGAGAAUACUGGAAAAUACUACUUCCUGGUGUAUACAAGUUAAGCGUGAAAGCGACCGGAUACGACGAAAAAAUCGUCCGAGUGAAGGUGCCGGAGGUACGCGAGAAUCAAAAACAAGGGCCUCGGCCGCAAUUGGUGAAUGUCCAGUUGGAACCAACGAAUAAAAAGACGAUAGCUGACAGCAGCAGCACUGUAAGUGACAACGAUCACUACAACACAUAUUGGGUGUCGGACGAUGACCGACACGGCGCAACGGAUAAGGCGGUUAUAGGGACGGCUGCCGAUACGGAUGUCGUACUUUUCGGUGCGGAUUGGCCGUUGGAUGACGUACAAAAGUCGUCCGUCGACAAGCAUUUGUUAUUAGGAGUGGGUGUGGAGGCUGAGGACAACGACGACGACGACGACGACAACGACGGCUAUUCCGACCGCCAUGGUAAAAGAUACGACAUCAAUUGGCUGCAAUCGAUGCGACCGCCGUUGCCCGUUCAGUCAUCGUCCUCCCAUUCCGGUAACCGUUUUCCGUCUCGCGUAACCGGUGUGGUAACAAUGCUGUGCCUAUUGCUGUCCCCAUAUCUCGUCGUCCACGUACUCCCGUGAUCAUCGUCACCGAUGAUUAAAAUUGUAUCUCGACUUGCGUUACAAUAUUACAAUAUCAUUAUAUUUGUAUUCUUAGAUAUAAUUUCAUUGGACUAAGUACGCGAACUAGUAACAACGCUAUUUAUAUAAUUAUUGGCUAAUAGUAGUUACAACGCUAGGUGGCGGCUAACCUGCAGUUCGAUGUCGUUUUUAUGCAUGUAACUUCAAGGGAAUCGCACAAAAUUUCAAAACCUUGGAGUUUACAGUAAUAUGUCCAAUAUCCAUUUAUAGUUUUCAAAUUUACUAUGUCUGAUGAAUAUUUUAACGUAAA